This is a messenger RNA of Mercurialis annua (annual mercury), 1595 nucleotides long. Its product is annotated as probable protein phosphatase 2C 13. Lineage: Eukaryota; Viridiplantae; Streptophyta; Magnoliopsida; Malpighiales; Euphorbiaceae. Bases 253 to 1401 code for a protein of 382 amino acids. Gene Ontology annotation, molecular function: protein serine/threonine phosphatase activity; cation binding. The transcript has 2 exons. Gene Ontology annotation, biological process: protein dephosphorylation. The record is from RefSeq and is a predicted model, not a curated record.
UCAUUAUUUGGCUUCGCAUUACCCAAUUGAUUUUAUACACGCAAACCAAACAAGAAAUAUCACAAUCCGAAACCCUAAUUUACUAUCUCAUCUCUUUUCGCCAAACAAAAACUCCGAUUCCGUGAUUUCUUGGCUUAAAAUUAAAAUUAUUUGAUCUGGGUUCCUGAAUUUGUAAACCCUUGCUUCGUCCUAGUAUUGGAAUAGCUAGAAAACUCGCAAACCACAAUCUUUUGAAGCGACGACGGUUUGAAGAUGAUUGUGAGUCAAAAAUUGGUGGCAGAACCGGAGAUUAUGUACAAAACUCCAAUUAUUGAUGUGCAGUAUCACCUCCAGAACUUGAACGUUGAUGUUUCCGCUCCUUCAACUCCGAUCCUUCAGUCCUUAUCCGCCGAUAUCUCACGAUUUGAGUCGGCUGUGAGUCGCACAGAGAUAAUGAAUCAAGCAGGCAGUGAAUCUUCUACAGUCAUGCCUUUUCCAAGAAUUCGCUCUGGUAGCUAUGCUGAUAUUGGAACUAGGCCCUCCAUGGAUGAUGAACACAUUCAGAUUGAUGAUCUAUCUGCUCAUUUAGGUUCUUUCUUUAAGUGGCCAAGUUCGUUUUAUGGAGUGUUUGAUGGUCAUGGGGGCCCUGAAGCUGCUGCUUAUAUCAAAAGAAACGCCAUGAGAUAUUUUUUUGAAGAUGCUGAGCUGCCUUGCACAUCUGAUAUUGAUACUGUUUUCUUAGAGGCAUUGGUGGAUUCUCAUAGGAAAGCUUUUUUACUAGCAGAUGUUGCCUUGGCUGAUGAAAGUAGCGUUAGUAGUUCUUGCGGCACAACAGCGCUGACUGCGCUAGUAAUUGGAAGGCAUUUAGUGGUCGCAAAUGUUGGUGACUGCCGAGCAGUUUUAUGCAAGAAAGGGAUAGCUGUUGAUAUGUCCCAAGAUCACAGGCCUUCUUAUUUGCCAGAGCGCAAGCGGGUCGAGGAGUUAGGUGGUUAUAUUGAAGAUGAAUAUCUGAAUGGUUAUCUUUCAGUUACUAGAGCUCUAGGAGACUGGGAUUUAAAACUUCCACUUGGGGCUGCAUCGCCUCUCAUUGCCGAGCCAGAAGUUCAAAAGCUUUUGUUAACAGAGGAUGAUGAGUUCUUGAUCAUAGGCUGUGAUGGCAUAUGGGAUGUUAUAUCAAGUCAGAAUGCUGUUAGCUUUGUCCGCCGUGGCCUCAGGCGUCAUGAUGACCCAGAGCUGUGCGCCAGAGAACUGGUCAUGGAAGCAGCUCGUCUAAAUUCAACCGAUAAUCUAACUGUGGUCAUCAUCUGUUUCUCAUCACCAAGUCCAGUUGAAUCAUGUCCUCCUCAGCGGCGAAGGUUGAGGUGCUGUGGUCUUUCUGAAGAAGCUCGGAAUAGGUUGAAGAGCUUAUUGGAAGGCAAUUGAAUGUAGAGGCAUUAUUUUGUAUUAUGACGAUGCGAUUUUUCUCUGUUUGAGGCUGUUUCAGAUGAUUUUAGAAAAAGCAGCCAGCAGUUUUGCAAGGGUAGAAGAAAAUACUGGGUUAGUAUAGAAUCAAAUAGAGUGUAUGGUUCUAGAUUUGAACGUUUAAUGACAAAAACCAGAUUAUUUUAACGUGAUUA